Messenger RNA from Gossypium arboreum, 1961 nucleotides. Its product is annotated as BAG family molecular chaperone regulator 8, chloroplastic. The record is from RefSeq and is a predicted model, not a curated record. The transcript is spliced from 2 exons. Gene Ontology annotation, biological process: protein folding. Gene Ontology annotation, cellular component: plasmodesma. The coding region runs from base 238 to 1533 and encodes 431 amino acids. Lineage: Eukaryota; Viridiplantae; Streptophyta; Magnoliopsida; Malvales; Malvaceae.
AAUUUGCAGGUCCCUCUCAAACUUCAAUAUCUAUCUCAACUUGUUAUUCUCUCUAAUACUAAACCAAAACAAAGACAAUUACAAAAUGGUCCCAUAAAGCCAUAAACCAAACCCAAACGCAAACCCCCAAACCUUUGCCAACUCCAAUCUUUCUAUCCCAACAGAGCCUCUCCUGUCUCUAGUCAUAAGACCCCAUAAGCCACUGCCUGUGACUGCCCUUCUCAAAACCCUCAAGUCAUGGCCUGCCACCACCACCACCACCAGCAGCACCACCAGCAGCAGCACCAUACCUCCGCCACCUGCUGCUCCACCUGCUCUUGCAGUCAGUGCUUCCAACCAGCACCGGCUUCGUCUCCAUAUCCCCAACAGUCUGACCAUCUUCUACAAGCCCUUUCGUCUCUCCUUCAACCCCAACAAAAUCAUUAUCUAAAUCAAACCCAUCUUCUAAAAUCAUUCCAAGAUCAAAAGUUUGCCACUAAAAACCAUCACUUUCAUCAAAAACAGCAAGAACAACCCGACUUUCUCAUAUCUUCACUUGUGAGCCGUAUCAAUGCUCUUGAAUCAUCACUCCAUAGCUUCUCCAAAGCCUCAAGUUGUUCUUCUUACCCUUCAUUUUCACUUAAAGAUGCAGCUGCUCGUGUAAUCCAAACCCAUUUCAGAGCUUUCUUAGUUCAUAGAUCAAGAACACUUAGACAGCUCAAAGAUCUCGCCUUUAUCAAAUCAAGUCUCAACACUCUCAAGCUUUCAGUUUCCAAUAAUAUCCAUUUUGAUCCCCAAGUUGUUUCUCAAAAAGCCAUGGACUUGCUUCUCAAACUGGACUCUUUUCAGGGUGGUGAUCCAAUGAUUAGAGAUGGAAAAAGGUCAGUUAGUAAAGAUUUGAUUCAGUUUUUAGAAUAUGUUGAUGGGUUAGUUUUAAAAAGGCAUAAGCUCCUAUAUAAGAAUGCAAAAACCAUUAGGGUUUUGAGAAAUGGUAGUAGUAAACCUAAGGUUUUAAGGUCCAAAUCUGGUGAAGUAAUGGAGAAGCUGAGAGACAGAGUUGAAAAACUUGAGAGGUUUUCUACCAUUGAAGAAAGAAAUGAUGUUGUUGAGCUUGAAGGUUUUCAUCAAGGUAUUGAUGAAGCAGAGAAUAAAAAUAAAAAUAAAAAUAAAAAUGGUGAGCUUUUGUUGAAAAGGCAAGGGAUUCAACCAAAAGUGAAGAAAACUGUAAGCUUUGCUGAAAAUGGGAAUGUUUAUAGGAUUAUUAGCAAUGGAGAUGAGGUUAAUUCAAGUGGAGAUGGUAGUUUAACCGAUGAGAGUGUUUCGAGUGAUGAACGUGGAGAUACAAUGGAGAAUCUUGUCAAAGAAAGUGAAGAUUUAGUUGAGAAUUUGGAGGAGGCAAUGAACUUGAACAAACAGGCAAGAAGUAACAGUGUUGAGGACUAUCAGAUUCAAGGUGGUGAUUUUGUGUUUUCUGCUCCAUUGCCUGUGAAGAUGGAAUCUAAAGCUGAUCUAAUGAAGAAGAGGAAUGGGGCGCUCAAAAUUGUUUCAUCAUAGAUAUAUCACCGUUAUGAAGAUUAAAUCUUUAUUGGUUCUUCUUCUUUCAUAUCUGUCAUUCUAAUAGUUAGAGUUCAGAUUGAUGAGUGUGAGACUGUUCCCAUGGAGUUUGUUCUGUGAAUCUCAGGUAAUAUAUUUUUUCACUCCGAUUGAAGAGGGGUUGGUUCGACUUAUUUUUUGUAACUUUGCACUUGAUUGAGUGUUUAAUGUUAGCUGAACUUGGAACUGUCAUUCUUUUCUUUGUUUUGUUGUCUUCACUAUAAUACUCCCAUGUCAAAUGGUAUGCAUAUAUUCGUGUGUUUUCAACUAGUGGGAUGGAGUUCUGGCUUCUUCAUAAUGUAGAUAUAAUUUAGUUUGGGGUUAAUAUAUGUAAGAGGUACUUAAACUUGGCAACUUAUAUCUACUCGGUACCUAAACUUUUUUUUGGA